This is a messenger RNA of Danaus plexippus (monarch butterfly), 451 nucleotides long. Its product is annotated as reactive oxygen species modulator 1. Gene Ontology annotation, cellular component: TIM23 mitochondrial import inner membrane translocase complex. The transcript has 2 exons. NCBI's taxonomy places the organism in Eukaryota, Metazoa, Arthropoda, Insecta, Lepidoptera, Nymphalidae. The record is from RefSeq and is a predicted model, not a curated record. Gene Ontology annotation, biological process: protein import into mitochondrial matrix; protein insertion into mitochondrial inner membrane. The coding region runs from base 106 to 345 and encodes 79 amino acids.
GUCAGAUUUGACGUACAAAAAAGGAAUAUUUAAAGAAUGAUAAACUUUUUGUCAAAGUUGCUUCAUUAUCUUUUUUGAAAUAGGGUUACUUGUUUUAUUAUAACAAUGCCUGUGCCGGGUGGUAUGUACCAGAAUCAAGGCCCUACUUGCUUUGACAAAAUGAAAAUGGGAUUCAUGAUAGGUUUUUGCGUUGGAAUGGCAAGUGGAGGCCUCUUCGGCGGAUUCACUGCAUUGAGAUAUGGUGCAAGAGGGCGCGAACUUGUGCAUUCGGUUGGAAAAGUGAUGCUUCAAGGUGGAGGAACAUUUGGCACAUUUAUGGCCAUUGGAACUGGCAUCCGAUGCUAAUAUUACACACACUAAAAUUUAGGAAUUUCAAAACUCAACUUGUAUAUAAUUUGAAGUAGAUAUUUUAUCCAUAAUUUAAUUAAUAAAGUUUGGUUAUAAGUUAUUA